This is a messenger RNA of Patiria miniata (bat star), 2798 nucleotides long. Its product is annotated as ankyrin repeat and BTB/POZ domain-containing protein 2-like. The coding region runs from base 118 to 2112 and encodes 664 amino acids. Gene Ontology annotation, molecular function: protein binding. Lineage: Eukaryota; Metazoa; Echinodermata; Asteroidea; Valvatida; Asterinidae. The transcript has 15 exons. The record is from RefSeq and is a predicted model, not a curated record.
GGAUGUGAGAUCAAGACCAAUGGUAGCUUGCAGGAGAUCAGUAGGGCAGUUGAGCAGAGCCUGAUAGCAACCUGCGUGGGGAGUAUAGCCGAGCUAGGUGACCUCGUAUGUCGAGCCAUGCAUUACCAGCAGGGCCGUCAGAAGAUUCCCAGCAACUUGAAUGGCAGGCAGAGCACGACCUGGUCCCCCAGCGCCCUGCACACCCUGUACUACUACAUGCGAUGCAGUCAGCUGGAGUACAGCGACAAUCCUAACACAGAUCCCCCUGUCAUUCAACUCAACCCAGAAAGGCCGUACGUUGUGCUCCCGCCGCUGAUGCAAUGGAUCCGAGUGGCUACGGCUCACUGUGAGCACAGACUGAGCAGCAUAGUGGACAGCGACGACGUCAGACAAGCGGCUAGGCUGUUACUGCCGGGCAUCGACUGCCCUGUCAGACCGCUCAGUACGGAUGAGGUGGUGUGUACCUCCCGCCAUCUCAACGCCCAGCAGUCAGCGCUGAGAUUCCAGCAGGACCUAGGCUUCAGGAUGCUGGCGUGCGGCAGGGCUGACCUGGUCUCUGAAGCUGUCUCGCUUCUGGGCAACGACGGAAUCAACACAGUCAGCGAACAGGGUCUCUCUCCACUCAUGUUUGCCUGCUCAAGAGGCGACGAAGCCAUGGUGCAGAUACUGAUCAAGAAUGGAGCUGACGUAGACCAAGCUGUACCCAGUUCGCACACCAGUCGUCCCUGUAUACACCCGGCAAUCAGACAUUGGACAGCUCUCUCCUUUGCUGUUGUCAACGGAAACGUGUCUGUAGUUCAGCUGUUGUUGAAUGCCGGCGCCAGCGUGCACGGUUCAGUGGACACCAGUGGUGAUAACUACACAGAGACGCCAUUGCAGUUGGCUUCAGCAGCUGGGCACUAUGAGAUGGUCGCUCUGCUUCUGUCUAAGGGAGCGGAUCCGCACCUCACCACGGUCCACAAGAACGGAAUAACCACCAAAGGCCACGACAACUCAUUCGCCUUAGCUGCAGCUCACGGUCACAGAAAUGUCUUGAGGAAGCUCUUAGAACAGCCACGCUGCGUCAAGUCCACAGACAUCUUGUCGCUGGAGGAGAUGUUGGCCGAAGGCACAGAGCAAGAACCGCUCGCUCCAAAAGUACCCAAGCUGAAGAGAAUGGGCAGCAAGAGCAAGAUUACGCUAUCCCUGCAGGAAGCAAUGUACCACAGCUGUGAGCACGGCUACCUGGACAUCUCCAUGGAGCUGCGCAGCCUGGGCGUCCCAUGGACCUUACACUGCUGGACCGAGUCCCUGGCCACCGCCAAGCAGCUGCACCGGCUUGCCGUCAUCCAGUGCCUGCUUAGGGACUUUGGAUCCAUCAAACUGGACGAGUACAAUGAGGAGUUUGUGGAGGAAGGGCUGACGCUCAUGUUUGACAUCCUGAGACAGUGCCGGAAUGAUGUGAUAUGUCAGCAGCUGGCCAGCAUAUUUGCCUCGUUGUUCGGCGACGGUCCCAUACCAGCCCUGCGAGUGGAAGGACUGCCCCCUGUAGCUAGAAUAGACCCCCAGUACGUGAACAACCAGGAGAUGUCAGACGUGACGUUCAUGGUGGAAGGGAAGCCGUUCUACGCCCACAAGAUCGUCCUAGUCACUGCCUCCAAGAGGUUUAAGGCCAUGCUCUCCGAUAAGUUCACCGAGGGCAAGCAGCCUUGCAUUGAGAUCAGCGACUUCAGAUAUAACACCUUCAAUUUGGUGAUGCAGUACCUGUACUUUGGCAGCACCGAUGCAUUGAGAGUGGAGACAGGGGAAAUUCUUGAACUGUUGGCAGCAUCCAGUUUCUUCAUGCUAGACCAGUUGCAACAGUACUGUGAGAUGUUGUGCAGUCGCAUGCUCAAUGUGGACUCAGCAAUGGUUAUCUACAAACAUGCCAAGUUGUACAGCUCGGAGUGUCUCCUCGAGUUCUGCCAUUCCUUCUUCCUUGCCCACUUCACCGAGCUCCUGGCCAAGAACGAGGCGUUCCGUCGCCAGGUCUUCCCGCCAAAAACCGACCAAUCACAGGACCUGCUGGUCUCCCUGCAGGACACCCUCGCCCACCGACUCUACAUGCGGUUCCAGAAGCAGACAACUGUUUAAUGUUUGUUUUGAACAAAAAAUGGCAAUUUUGUUUUUUUCCAACUCAUGUUAAGAAUUAAGUAUACUAGCUAAACUGUUUGGACUAAUUUGGGACACAGUCUGCCGAAAAAAUUGGCAGAUUUUUUGUUCAAGUUUCCUUAGUUUUUACAAAUAUGUAAUUCUAAUCACAGUGUAUGUUUUAAAUAAACUUGUAAUAGUUUCAGAUCGUAACUGUUGCCUCUUAUGGUGAUAUUUAGGAAGAGUACAGGUGUAACAAUGUGAGAAAUAAAUUACAGAACAAUUAAGGAAAAUUCAGGAAAUUUCUUUAAUUUUACUGUGACACCACAAAUUUCAUAUAGGCAUAUAUGAAGUCAUAUGAAGCCAAGUGAAGUCUUUUUUCCCUUCAAAAAUUAAAAAUUGUUGUAAAGGGGAAGAUCUAUGCCUAAAGUAACACUACUUAAAAGCGAUUUUAGUCCUCAGUGAUUUGUUUUUUAGCUGCGGGAAGCAGCUCAAGAAAUGAUCGCGCUCUCCGUUGGUUAGUAACAAAUGUCAGCAAAUGCCUUUUAUGGCAAUCAAUCACCUUGUCCCUCAGACCUUCACAACACUUAACCCUGACCCUGCUGAAUCCAACAGGAUCCAACUAUGUCACAUACCCGAUGGAGCCUGUUGGAUGGAGCAGUUAACCCCUUGUGUACAUUCCUCAUGCA